AUGGUUUACUCACCGUCAUGGCCAUCUGAAUCUGAAAGCGAAAUUUCAGUGACAAAUAACUCGACAAAGAGUAAAAUCCAAAUAGCAGAUAGUAAAGAGGUGAUGUCGGUAUUUUCUAAUCUCGCUGCUAAGAAACAGAAGCGAAGGGGAAAGGGAAAAGGUAAAGAAAUCAAGGCUAGUAAGCCAGAUAUUACUCAAAGUAACAAAUCAAUCAACAAAGAGUCAUUGCCGUCUUUAAGACCGGAAAUCUCCACAAAAAUUACCAAGCGACCACCUCCAAAAUUAGUGAAAGAGCUCAAACAGCCGGCCGUCUACGUUUCCACCAAAACACCUUUUGUAUCUGGCCUCAAAAGAGUCUCAAAGCAUAUAUCUGAUGUACAGAAAUUGGGGACAAAAGACUCAAUUAAAAAGAAUGAACUACACGUUACCGUCUAUGGCCUGGGUAAAGCCAUUGAUAAAGCGCUAGCUAUUGGCCUAAAUUUUAUGAACCAAUAUUCUAGGGUCGAAGUCCUCACUGGAACAGUGAAUGUCGUUGAUGAAUCUAAUGAAGAUGAUGAAAAUGGAAUACCAAAGAUAAACAAGAGAAAGACUAGCAAAGUGGAAAUCAAGAUUUAUGUUUGGAGUCAACAUGAAUGA
This is a messenger RNA of Sugiyamaella lignohabitans, 636 nucleotides long. It is a transcript of the gene POP7, whose product is annotated as Pop7p. Gene Ontology annotation, biological process: intronic box C/D snoRNA processing; nuclear-transcribed mRNA catabolic process, RNase MRP-dependent; rRNA processing. The transcript has a single exon. Lineage: Eukaryota; Fungi; Ascomycota; Dipodascomycetes; Dipodascales; Trichomonascaceae. The record is from RefSeq and is a predicted model, not a curated record. Gene Ontology annotation, cellular component: nucleolar ribonuclease P complex; ribonuclease MRP complex. Gene Ontology annotation, molecular function: RNA binding. The coding region runs from base 1 to 636 and encodes 211 amino acids.